Carassius gibelio (silver crucian carp) is the source of this 6296-nucleotide messenger RNA. RefSeq names its product potassium channel subfamily T member 1-like. Gene Ontology annotation, biological process: potassium ion transport. The transcript has 33 exons. Gene Ontology annotation, cellular component: membrane. The coding region runs from base 365 to 4108 and encodes 1247 amino acids. Gene Ontology annotation, molecular function: intracellular sodium-activated potassium channel activity. The record is from RefSeq and is a predicted model, not a curated record. NCBI's taxonomy places the organism in Eukaryota, Metazoa, Chordata, Actinopteri, Cypriniformes, Cyprinidae.
UUUACUUCUCAUGAAUGUAGGCUUUGGGCUCACUGGAUACAAAGAGACUGAUUUGGAUGAGGACAACAUUUUAUCAUUAUUUAAUUAAUAACCAACAUCACCUUUAUCUCAAGGAAGCAAAGUUGAAUUGCACGCGACAAACAGAAACCGAGAUGUUGAAGGAACUGAGAAGCCGAAUGCGCCCAGCGGUGCUCUUCUGUAAGAGGAGGGUUUAAUCAGGGUCGUUAUCCGCCCCUUUAAUGCAAGUGUCCACGGAGGACGAAUAUAUCAGGACAUUACCAUCGGAAGUCCUACACGGACAGUUCGCAGUGGCUUUUGUAAAAAAUGUGCGGCGUUUGGGUCGCUAGUAACACGGUUAUUUACAAUGAUGGGACCGCGCAGCCAGUCUCGGGCAGAACCAAGCAUUACUCCGCCACGAUGCUCAUCCACUGCUGCUGACAGGUUGCCUAUGGAGACUGUUCAGAGGAAAAACAGCAGUAAUACUGGUGUUAUUCUGGACAUUUCCACCCUGAAAAUGGCCGAUGUUGACUCUGAGGUCCCGCCUCUACCUCCACGAUACCGCUUUCGAGAUCUGCUGCUUGGGGAUCAAUCUUUUCAGAAUGAUGACAGGGUGCAGGUGGAAUUUUAUGUAAAUGAAAACACUUUCAAGGAGAGGUUGAAGCUCUUCUUCAUCAAAAACCAAAGGUCAAGUCUCAGAAUACGCCUCUUCAACCUCUCCUUGAAGCUGUUAACAUGCCUCCUCUAUAUAAUCAGAGUCUCACUAGAUGAUCCAACUAACCAGGUCACAUGUGCACGGAAACACUGCACAAACAUUACAGAUGCCCUUUGCAACAAAACCUGUGGCAACUACACAACAAACCUGACUGCAGAUCCCACACAGAUAAACUGGGAGCUAAUAUUCUGGGUGAAUAGGAGAGUUCCUGUAUGGGCAAUACAGGUGACAGUGGCCUUAAUUAGCUUCUUGCAAGCUAUGCUCCUGGUGUAUCUCAGCUACAAGGGGAACAUUUGGGAGCAGAUUUUCCAAGUCUCCUUCAUCAUUGAGAUGAUCAAUACAGUGCCGUUCAUAAUUACAAUCUUUUGGCCUCCGCUGAGGAACAUAUUUGUUCCUGUGUUUCUUAACUGUUGGCUUGCCAAAUCAGCGCUGGAGAACAUGAUUAAUGAUCUCCAUCGUGCCAUUCAGCGCACACACUCUGCCAUGUUCAACCAGGUCCUCAUUCUGAUCUGUACACUGCUCUGUCUGGUCUUUACUGGGGCUUGUGGGAUUCAGCACCUGGAGCGGGCAGGGAAGAGCCUCUCCCUCUUUGAUGCUUUAUAUUUCUGCAUCGUCACCUUCUCGACUGUUGGUUACGGAGAUGUGACACCCAGAAUCUGGCCCUCUCAGCUACUGGUGGUCAUCAUGAUCUGUGUGGCUCUGGUGGUGCUGCCAUUACAGUUUGAGGAGUUGGCGUAUCUUUGGAUGGAGAGGCAGAAGUCAGGUGGAAACUACAGCAGACAUCGUGCUCAGACAGAGAAGCAUGUGGUUCUCUGCGUCACUUCACUCAAAAUAGACCUGCUCAUGGAUUUCCUUAAUGAGUUCUAUGCCCACCCGAGACUACAGGAUUAUUAUGUGGUGAUACUCUGUCCCACUGAGAUGGACAUCCAGGUUCGGCGUAUACUGCAGAUCCCGCUGUGGUCUCAACGGGUUAUCUACCUCCAAGGCUCUGCACUAAAGGACCAAGACCUGAUGAGGGCCAAGAUGGACGAUGCAGAGGCGUGCUUCAUCCUCAGCAGCAGAAAUGAAGUGGACCGCACCGCAGCUGAUCAUCAAACCAUUCUGCGAGCUUGGGCUGUGAAGGACUUUGCUCCAAACUGUCCUCUAUAUGUCCAGAUUCUCAAACCUGAGAACAAAUUCCAUGUCAAAUUUGCAGAUCAUGUGGUGUGUGAGGAGGAGUUCAAGUAUGCCAUGCUGGCCCUCAACUGUGUAUGUCCGGCCACCUCUACGCUGGUCACACUCCUGGUGCACACAUCUCGUGGACAGGAGGGUCAGAUGUCUCCAGAACAGUGGCAGAGGACGUAUGGCCGCUGCUCGGGGAACGAAGUUUACCACAUUCGUUUGAUGGACAGCAAGUUCUUUGGGGAAUAUGACGGGAAGAGUUUUACUUAUGCCUCCUUCCAUGCACAUAAAAAGUAUGGUGUCUGUCUAAUUGGCACAAAGAGAGAAGACAAUAAGAGCAUUCUUCUGAACCCUGGCCCUCGCCACAUCAUGUCUGCCACAGACACCUGCUACUACAUCAACAUCACUAAAGAGGAAAACUCUGCCUUCAUCUUCAAGCAGGAGGAGAAGCACAGCAAAGGGCAGUCGGCCCCCGGUGUGUAUGACGCCCCCUCUCGUCUCCCGGUGCAGAGCAUCAUCGCAAGCAUGGGAACUGUGGCCAUUGACCUGCAGAACCCAGAUCCCCCGGCUGACAGCCGUAAACUGGCCCUGCCCACAGAGAAUGGAGCUGGGAGCCGUAGACCCAGCAUUGCCCCUGUGCUAGAGAUCGCCGAUUCCUCUGCAAUCCUGCCUUGUGAUCUUCUCAGUGACCCCUCAGAAGAUGAGACCAACCAAUCGGAUGAUGAAGGAGGACCAGCUUUAGAGUGGAUUAGAGGCUAUCCUCCAAACUCCCCUUACAUUGGAAGCUCCCCAACACUUUGUCACCUUUUGCAACAAAAGGCGCCAUUUUGUUGCUUACGACUUGACAAGGGUUGUCGACACAAUAGCUUUGAAGACGCCAAGGCAUAUGGGUUCAAAAACAAGUUGAUUAUUGUUUCUGCUGAAACUGCAGGAAAUGGCCUGUACAACUUCAUAGUGCCACUGCGUGCCUAUUACCGACCCCGGAAGGAGCUGAAUCCCAUUGUGCUGCUGUUGGAUAAUCCACCUGAUAAUCAUUUUCUUGAAGCCAUCUGCUGUUUCCCUAUGGUGUACUACAUGGCUGGUACCAUUGACAAUUUGGAUAACCUGCUGCAGUGUGGCAUCAUCUACGCUGAUAACCUGGUAGUGGUAGAUAAGGAGAGCACUAUGAGUGCAGAAGAAGACUACAUGGCAGAUGCUAAAACCAUAGUCAAUGUGCAGACCAUGUUCAGGUUGUUUCCUAGUCUCAGCAUAAUCACCGAGCUAACCCAUCCUUCUAAUAUGAGAUUCAUGCAGUUUCGUGCCAAAGAUUGCUACUCCCUGGCUCUCUCCAAACUCGAAAAGAUAGAGAGAGAUAAGGGCUCUAAUCUGGCCUUCAUGUUCCGCCUCCCAUUCGCUGCAGGCAGAGUGUUCAGUAUUAGUAUGCUGGAUACUCUUCUUUACCAGUCUUUUGUGAAGGACUAUAUGAUUCUCAUUGCAAGACUCCUGCUGGGUCUAGACACCACUCCGGGCUCGGGCUACCUCUGUGCUAUGAAGGUAACAGAAGAGGACCUGUGGAUCCGGACGUACGGAAGACUGUUCCAGAAGCUGUGUUCAUCCAGUGCAGAAAUUCCCAUUGGGAUAUACCGCACUGAAUCUCACAUGUUUUCUUCCUCAGAGUUUAAGGAGGUUUGCAAACAGUCUCAGGUGUCUGUGGAGGACUCUGAGGACCCGCGCGAUCGCAGGGAAUCCUGGAAAGAGAAAACCGCCCACAGAAACUCCACAGGGAGCGACCAAUCAGAGCACCCACUCCUGCGGAAGAAGAGCAUGCAGUGGGCGAGACGGCUGAGCAGAAAAAACGCCAAACCGCCCAGUCGAGUUGAACGCAUCAAUCAGCAGCGCCUAAAUCUGUACCGGCGCUCAGAGAGACAGGAGCUGUCAGAGCUGGUGAAGAACCGCAUGAAGCACUUAGGGCUGCCCACUGUUGGAUACGAGGAUGUAGCUAAUUUAACUGCAAGUGAUGUGAUGAACCGAGUAAAUCUAGGAUAUUUGCAAGAUGAAAUGAAUGAUAAUCAGAACACGUUAUCAUAUGUGCUGAUAAACCCUCCUCCGGACACCAUUCUAGAGCUGAAUGACAUUGUCUACAUAAUCCGUUCUGAUCCGCUGGCACACGUCCCUGAGAAUCUCCCAGGGGCUCCGGCCGGAGUGAAGCUACGUCAAGACUAUGGACCUGAGUCGAGGGAUGAGACCCAUCUGUAGGAACUAGAAGUUCCUGUUAACCGUCCUUCCCUCCCUCCUCCGUCUUAAGCUGCUACAGGCUGCAUGAAGAGUGAAAGGACACACAACCGACCACACAGACACGACCCAUGUGCCAACACAUUCACAACCCAAGCUGCCCAACCAAGCCAAAUAGCUCUGUAACCGUAGAACUGAAACACUUUACAGAUUCCUCUUUUCUAUGACACAGACGUACAGAAUCUCCUGGCACAUUUCAGACUUCUCUGUUACAUUUUUGUAUUUGAGACUUGGCUCAGUGCAAGUGUGAAGUGUUGAAUCAGUUUGGACCAAACAAGCUGUCCAAGGACUUUGGAUUUAUAGAGCAGUGUAUAUCAGAAGCAUUACAUAAAGCAGUAUUUAAGAGGGCAGCUAAAAACAGAAGGAAAAAAACAACAACUAUUACAUCAGUCAGCUAACCCGAGUGGACCUGAACACUGGAUAGUCAUACAUGUGGGGUAUUUCAGUAUGACAUUGAACAGAAUUAGUUUACAUCAGUGCUAUAUUUUGUAUUUAUAUAGCACGAAUAUAGUAUAUAUUAAUAUAUUUGUAUAUAAGUUGGCCACAUAUUUCACAUGCUCAGUGACUUUAGUAUUCACAGUAUUUUGUUGUUUUAUUCCUCGAAGCACAAAGGGUUUUAGAUUUGAAAUUGCUCAUCUCAAGCUGAAGCUUUUACAUGUGAUUGAACACCAUGAUUUACUGUAAAUCACUGUCAUUUAUCACUACAAAUGUUAUCAUACACCCGUUCAAAAGCUAGAUCAAGGUCUUUGCCGUACGAUGUCAAAUUUGCAGCAAAAAAAAUGGAACCUAUUCUGCAGAAAACGCAUUGAAGAGAUGCCAAAUGUUAAUAUACAUAAGAUCAACAUUAAAAGAGGUUUGGUGUCAAACUUUUGAAUUAUGUUUGGGUUAUACAAUAGAAAAUGUUAGAUUUAAUAUGCACUGUUGGUGACCAUUGUUUUUCGGUUGCAUUUAGCCAACAAAUGUGUUUUUGUUGUUGUUGUUUUGUUGUUUCUUUAAAAUGCAUUUGUAUUUCUAAAAAUAUUCAGUUACUUAAUUUUUUUAUUUCAGUGUGCACAAUGUAUGUUACUGCUUAUUUUGGAUAAAAAGGUAUAGCUAUAUGUUAGCUAUAUAUGUCUAUAUAAAUAUAUAGUGAGUGCACGAGGGAAACAUUUGAAUUUGCCGAUUUUAUUGCACUAAGCUCUGUUGAUAGAGCAGUACAUAGUAACCCUUUAAACUACAUAAAGAAAACAUUACAAAUUUGACAUUUCACAGUACAUUUAAAUUUGUGUUUUGUUUUUGCCUUCUGUAUUAAGACAUUGCAUUGUUAAUUUGCUAUUUACAUCAGUAAAUGGAGCUGACAUUUAAAGCUAUCAUGGGAAGCUUGAAUUUUAAUCUUUUUAGUUUUAACAAACAGGUGUAUUCAUCUUUUAUUGAACAGAAAUGUGAAUGCCCACUUUUGCGCAAAGUAGCUAAGGUUGAGUUACUCCCAUAUCAUUCUUAACUGUCUGUCUCCACAAAGAAAUGCGAUAGAUGACAGUAAAAGCAAUGAAAUCGGAAUCUUUGCAGCUAUUGUUUUUUAAAAUACUUUAUAAAUCUGUAUUCAUGUUUACAGCAUAUUUAAGGCAUUUUCUGCCUUAUUUCGCUUCUGUUGAUCUGGCAUAUCAGUUUAUUGCUUAGCUCCAAGACUAGACAAUCUGUCAGUAGUAAAUGGAGGUGUUUUGCUUCCGUAAAGAUAUUCCCACCUACAUUGUCCAUCAGUCACGUUUUUCUCAUACAGAUUGCUUUAAGAAUGUUUUUUCUUUAUUAUUUAUUUUAUGUUUUCCUAAAUUUCCAGCCAGAAUUGGAAAGGAUAUGCAUAAUGUGCAUGUUAAAAAUUGCCUGCAAAAUUCUUCUAUUUUUACUAGUUCCCUAAGAUUUAAAACCUAUAUCUUGAUCAGCUGAUCAAAGCUGCUGUGAUUUAACAAAUUUAUUUAUUCCAGUAGUUUUAGAAGAACAUGGACCAUGCAUGCCCUUAUCUUGCCAAAUGUGUCAGAGACCCAUGUUUACAGUUGCUGGCUCCUGUUUUUGGAUUGUGCUUAAUACAUUUAACUUAUACAUUUUGUACAAUUUCUUAAAUGAAGUCUGUACUAACAUGUAAGAAUGAAUCAAUAAAUGCUGCAUGCAGCCAGAGAAA